Messenger RNA from Mesorhabditis belari, 711 nucleotides. NCBI's taxonomy places the organism in Eukaryota, Metazoa, Nematoda, Chromadorea, Rhabditida, Rhabditidae. The record is from the annotation of a GenBank genome assembly.
AUGGUUGAAGGACCAACACUAUCUUCAAUUCUUUCAAGAGCCGAUCUUUGUCGAGCUGUCCCCGAAAACACAAAGAAACUCUCGGAAAAAGUGGUCACUACCGAGAAUCGAAUUGAAAUUGGGGAUCAUCAAGUUUUCUAUCGAGAAGCUCGUCCACCCGACAAUCACUAUGCAAAAGGGACAAUCUUUUUCCUUCAUGGUCAAAGCUUUUCCUCGUCAACAUGGACCGAAAACGGUCUUCUUUCAAGCAUCGCCGCUCACGGUUUCCACUGUGUGGCACCCGAUCUGCCUGGAUCCGGGAAAACUUUUGGACCAGCUAUUCCUAAUGAGGAUAAACCCACCUUUUUCCUAUCUCUUUUAUCAGCGCUUGGCGUGAAACAGCCAAUGAUCGUUGCCGCUAGUAUGAGUGCUCAAUAUGUACUCCCGCUUCUUAACAGGGAAAUCUUUUCUUGUGUCGUCGGGGUGGCUCUCUCGAACACUCAUGAACUCACCGAAGUGCACAAACUGCGCACCCCAUUGCUUUGUGUUUGGGGUGACAAGGACACCUCUUUGGGGCCAUCAUCAGCCAACAACCUCAAGAAUCUACCAAAUUCAAGAUUGCAACAAAUCCCUUCAGCUGGCCAUGCAGCCCAUCUCGGCAAUCCUGAUCUUUUCCAAAGAGUCGUCGCAAAUUUCGUCGAGCUCAUCCGAUCGUAUCACACAAUUCCUCUG